This is a messenger RNA of Epinephelus moara (kelp grouper), 3674 nucleotides long. It is a transcript of the gene zmynd12, whose product is annotated as zinc finger, MYND-type containing 12. Gene Ontology annotation, molecular function: protein binding. Lineage: Eukaryota; Metazoa; Chordata; Actinopteri; Perciformes; Serranidae. The coding region runs from base 123 to 1229 and encodes 368 amino acids. The record is from RefSeq and is a predicted model, not a curated record. The transcript has 8 exons.
UACACUUACAGUUCCUCAACAACAGUGUUAGCUUCAUAAGCUAAGUUAAUUUUGUAUUUAAAACGAGCUUUAUAUCGGGCGUGUAUUUCUAAUACCAAUUUAAAGCGGGCUUUCUUGUGACAAUGGAGGCUACCCCUCGUGUUUUAGGGCCAACAUCCAGGAUAAUUCCUCUUGCUUUAGCCAAAGGGACGGAAAAGCUGUGUGAACUUUGUCGAGGAAGAGCGCACCUGCAAUGCACCCAGUGUCAGGUCACCUUUUACUGUGAUGCAGAGCACCACCAGGCUGACUGGGUGGGGAUCCAUGAGAGAAUCUGUCAGUUGCUUGUUCCCAUUCGCACCCCGACACUCUUUAGUCUCCAGCGGGCUGGGCAAAUUGAAAUACAGCUUAAGAAGGCGGAGCUGGCGGAGAUUUGCAGGUUGGUGGCUCAGAGCAAGCUGUCUGAGGGGAAACACCAGGAGGCUCUGCCUGCUGCCCAGUUCUGCCUGCAGUGUUCCAUAGACGUCCAUGGCCCUGGGUCUGUCCAAUUGGUCCCUGCUGUCCUGCUGCUGGCUGAGGCUAACAUGGGUUUGGGUCAUCUACCCCUGGUGGCGGAGCUCCUGUCCCAGGCAGAGUGGGCGGUGUUGCAGAACCCAGAAUGUGGUCCCGCAGUCCACCACCGGCUGCACAGGAGCCUGGGCCGCCUUCACACAGAGACUGGAAACCUGGAAGCAGCUCUGUUUAACUUUGCUAAUGAUAUAUACUUUGCCAGUGAGGAGUAUGGUGUGGAUAGCACAGUCACCUGCAGUGGCUACUUUCUCAUGGCUGAUGUGUUUGCCAAACAGGGGAGGAUUCCUAUUGCUCGUUCCUUGUACUCUGAGGUGGCACAUAUUUGGCACUGCCAUCUGACCAGACUCCUCAAGACCCACUUCCAAAGUAUCCAAAGUCCUGACAUCUUGUUGGAGCCCUCUUAUGACACAGCCCAGCGAGUUGAGGUGAACAAGAUGUUAAACACCAUGUUGGAGUUUGUGCAGAAUGACUCCAAAAAAGACUUGGCUCAGAUUGCACUGGUGGCCCACUGCCUGGCCAUGCUGUGGUUCCUGGGGGGAGACUCCCUAAAGGCACUGGGAUUUGGCAGCACUGCCCUGCAGGCCAGCCAGCUGAUACCAAACCAUGACCUGACAGAGCCCAUCCAGAGCCUGCUGCAGCUGGUGCAGGGUCCGCACACAGAGUCACAUCCAGGUUCUGACUAGUCACCGUACCUGCCCUGCUGAUCGCUCCGCUCUGGGAUCUGCUCCACCGGGACAUCAGGUUCAGCCCUACACUGAUUCACCCAUGUAAAUGUAGAAACCACUAAAUUGGUCACAGAUAAAACAAGUACAGAGGCUAUGAUGUCAUUUAUGGUUCAUCCAGAUGUUUUGAAUUAGUGUUAUAAGUGAAUAAUGAAAAACUAUUGUGGAGUUGAUCUUGAAACGCUUGACAAAAGUAAAAGGAGGAGGAGACGUAUUUUCACUGAUCUUGAAUAAUGACUCAUCUUUAUUUGAAUCUAAAAAAAAGAGGGAUAUAUAUUUACAUCAUUUUGCACAUUUGUGAAUUACAUGAUUUGGGAUCCUUUUCGUAACACUGUCAGAAUGAUACAGAACAGAAUAAAUGGUGAGGGCAUUUGCUAAAAACCUGUUUGUUUGUUUUUACACAAUGUUUUUGCUUAUCUCGUACCUAUCAGUCCAGAACCUCAUCAUCAAUUCACCAUAAUAUAAUUCAAGACUUCUAAUGUCUAUAUAUCAUCAACGGAGCAUAAACAUUGCAUUUGUCUUCUGCAAAUCAAAGUAUAUUGUAAACCUUUAAGCAACCACCAGGUUCGUUUUAAAAUACAUUGACAUAAAAUGAACCCGAUAAUUGCUGUGAAAUCCUACAUAUUAUAUACAAUUCUGAAACAUUUAUUCAUUAUAUCAAAACAAAGAAUCACUUUUAAAAUCAUCUCACUACUAGUGUUUCUAGUACUGAAUUAUACAACAAAAUGUUUGUUUUUUUGGCAUUCAGAUUCAUUUUUAUGUGUCAAGAGGCAGCAAAGCAUGGAAACACUUGGGUUUCCGCAUAUUCCCUUUUUAAUUUUUGAGCCAAAUAUACAUUAGCAGCAGUUUGGAAUUAAAUAGUAACCUUGUGCUCUGUUGUGUUGUUGUACACAGUGACUAGUCCAGAGGUCCCUAUGUGUUUGUUCCAGGCUGGCCGAGCACCACACAGGCCCGUGCACUUUCAAUCGUUUCACGAUUUACAUGCGUUUUUCUUCCUUCCCUGUGUCACUAGCAUGCGGUACCCGUUUCUUUCAGUAGCUUCCAUGCCUUGUGUCCACUUUAACAUGGCCACUGAUCUAUAAAUACCAAGCAGAAAGAAACCCACCUGACCCAGGAUCUUAACUCAGCUAUGAUCCUUAAAUCCCAGAGGAAACCAGACAGUGAGAAGGCAUUGUGAAAGUUGUUGGGGCACAGUAAAAUGAACCUGAAAUGGCUAGAUGUGCUCUGUGUGCAUAUGGAUGAUGUGUAAACUACAGAUUUAAAUAACAGGGCUGUAAAAAGAGAUAUGAACAUUUGACUCUGUCCUAUGGCUGGCUUGUUAAUGUCGUGAAAGGAUAUGUGAUCUUUGAUUUACAUUUACGUACACAAUGUAGAAUGACACAGGCUUCAGUACAAAGACUUUAAAAAAAAGGGGGGGACAACAACAACUGGAGAUAGUUCACUCAUAUAAGCUUUUAUGUUGGGAUGUGACUCGUUGGUAAUCAAGCCCACCGGCCCUGGCAUGUCAGGAGAGUGGACAUGAGCGGACUUCACAGUUUGUUUGUCAGAUACUUUCAUUAUAUAGAUACCGGACAACAUCACAGCAGUGAAAAUGGUGUUAUUCUCUUAGUGGAGCCACUGUGAUCACUUGACGGCAGACUUUAAAUAGAAGCUGCCUUUCCUGUUGUCUGGCGGGUUUAGAUUUGGCACCCUCGACAGGCCCCUGUUAGAUUCCAGGCAGUUAGUAAAUUUCGGGCCCACAAUAAAGGAAAAUAAAAUCAAGCUUCACAGCGGUUUCACUUUAUUGAGACAAUAUUAGUGCACACAAACCACUUUUUUUUCUCUUUAAAAUACCAUAAAUUAGGAAGAAAACAAGGAACAAUAUAAAACAAGCAAGGAAAAAAAGUGCAUGUUAACCAUGGUAUACACCACAUUGUCUUAUACUGUAGUUUACAACCUUUUUUUCGUUGUUGUUUGUGUAUCUUUUUGUCUGCCUGUGGGUUAUGUGUUAUGUUUCUGACAUGUCUCUAGCUCAGAUGGAUAUGUCGUGCCUUUGGGGGUCAGGGGUGAGAUCCAGGCUGCUUCCCUGAGUUGUGUUCAACAGAAAGGGCUAUGAGUCAAAACACAUGGACGUCGCUACGUCGAACAACUUAGGGUUUACAUUUGUGCUUUUGAUCGGAGCUGUAAAUUAUUCUAACUCUGUGUUGAUUUCAGAAGGCGUAAAGGAGGUAAAUCAACAGGAACAAAAACCGUAAGCAAAACGCUCUUGGCCACUGAAAUCCCUGGAUUUUUUUUCCUUUCUUUUCUAAGAAGAGAAAAAGUAACAUUCUAUUCAAAGAGACUGCAAAAAUAUAGUUCCCAUGUUUUUAUUUGUACAUCAUGCCAACAUAUUUUGCGGGUUAGGAUACUUCAGUUAUCAAAAAACAA